AUGGAGAUACCUAACACUAGUACGAGUUCAGCUAAGUCUGCAAUAAGUUAUGAAAUGGAUAGUUCCUCGGAUAGUUCCAAUGAAGAAAUUGACCAACAAGUUUUACGAGAAGCUGGAGAACAAACUAUUAAUGCAGAGUGGUCAGCAACAGUGUCUGCAUUAAAUUCAUCAAACACAACUUCAAGUAAUUCCUAUAUUAAUAUUGAGACAUUAAAAGAGUGUUGUGCUAAUCCUUCAGAUACUCUUAAAGAUAAAGACGAUUUUAUGGUUAUUGAAUCUUCUUCUACUGUUGUAAAUAUAUCAAAUUUCAAUGACACAAAAUAUUAUUCAGAAUGUAAAACUACAGCAUUUCAGAAAAAACACAAACCACUUUCUCAAAACGUUAGUCGUUGUUUUGAGAAUAUUCUAGAUGAUGAUAGCCAAAUGGAGAUAACUCAGAAUAGUAUUUGUUUAAAUCGUUUUCAAAAGCGUAAAAGGUUGAUACCACCAAAUGAUGAAGAUUUUAUUGAAAUUAAUAAUUCCAAUUACAGUGGCUCAAAUAGUAUGGAAGUCAGCAUGAUGAAGUCUCCAAAAUUCAGUUUUUCCAGGAAAAAAAAGGAUCAAUUUGAAAUACCAGAUUAUAAUUUGUCUGCCUCAGAAAGUGAUUCAAUUGCUAAUGAAACUAAUAUAUCUAAAAGGAAAGAAAAUACAUCAAAUUGCUCUAUUGUUGUAAAUGAUAGUUCCAACAAUAUGAGGAAUGCAUCAAGAACAGAAGUCUUUACCCACAAAUUCAGCCUAAAAACAAUUGGUGUAGCUGAUUCUGUUUUUGAAAAUAUUAUCAAUAAUUCAAGCAUUAUAUCUGAUAUUACAUUAAACAACAAGAAAACAUCGUUGAAUGAAACUGCAUUAUCAAAUGUUAACAACUCAUCAGUUUUUAGUAAAAUGGACUCGUCUAAUUUAAACCAUACCUAUGAUAUACCCAAUAAUACUAAUUCUACAUCAGUCAAAGCUUCAAUUGCUGGUGAUGCUGAUAUACCUAAAGUAAAACAAAAUACUGUUUUUAAAAAACCAUCAAACUUAUCUAUUCUUGUAAAUGAUAGCUCUAACAAUAUCAUGGAUGUAUCCAAAACGGAAGUCUUAGCACAAAAAUUCAGCAGAAAAUCAAUUUGUGUACCUGAUUCUGCAUUUGACAACAUUAUUGAUGAUUCAAGCAUGACGUCUAAUAUUGGAUUAAAUAACAUGAAAACAUCAUUGAAUGAGACCUCAGUGUCAAAUAUUAAUAACAGUAAAAUGGACAAGUCACAUUUAAACCAUACCUAUGAUAUACCCACAAAUAUUAAUACUCCUAAAAUUGAUGUUAUUGGUGAAGCUAAUAUACCUAAAGUAAAACAAAAUACUGAUUUAAAAAAUCCUUCAAAUUCGUCUAUAGUUGUAAAUGAUAGUUCUAACAAUAUCAUUGAUGUAUCCAAAACAGAAGUCUUUACACACAAGUUCAGCCGAAAAACAAUUGAUGUAGCUGAUUCUGUAUUUGACAAUAUUAUUAACAAUUCAAGCAUUAUAUCUGAUAUUACGUUAAAUCAUAAUCAUACAUUCCCGAAUGAACAGCUAGUGUCAAAUGUUAAUAAUUCAAUGCUUAAUAAAAUUGAUAUGUCUAAUUUAAACCAUACAUAUGAUAUCCCUACAAACAUUAAUACUUCUACAAUUGACGUUUCUAUUGCUGGUGAUGCUAAUAUACCUAAAGUAAAACAAAAUACUGAUUUAAAAAAACCUUCAAAUUCGUCUAUAGUUGUAAAUGAUAGUUCUAACAAUGUCAUGGAUGUAUCCAAACCAGAAGUCUUUACACACAAGUUCAGCCGAAAAACAAUUGAUGUAACUCAUUCUGUAUUCGACAAUAUUAUUAAUGAUUCAAGCAUGACAUCUGAAUUAAAUAACAAGAAGGUAUCCUUGAUUGAGACGUCAGUAUCAAAUGAUAACUCUCCAGGUUUUAGUACAACGCACGUUUCUAAUUCAAAUCACACCUAUGAUAUACCUAUGAAUAACAGUACUACUCUUUUGGAUGCUAUUGUUGAACAUGAUAAAAAUAUGUCUGAAACUAAUAUUUCACUUCAAAAUAACAGAUCUAAAAGCUUUAGUUUACGUCCACUAAAAUUUAAUUUUAGUAAUAAAUUUGGUCGCCAUAGUCUGAGCUUACAAGAAAACAGUCCAAGCUUUGAUGGAGUAAAGCAACACAACAUUUCAUUAAAUACUGAUUUUAGCAAAAACUCUGGAGAAGAAUCUAAUAUUUUUCAUAAAUUUGCUAAUAAUAGUAAUGUGAACUUAAAGUCACAUCCACACUUUUCUAUAAUUCGAGAAGUGCCACCACUUGAUGAUCCAUUACUAACCAAUACAUUAAAUCAAGAACAACUUCAAUCAAAGCAUUCAAUUAUUUCCAAUUCAAAUAAUAAAGAUUUUUUAUUGUCAAAUACCACUACUGAAUCAUUAGAAAGUAAAGAAUUCCAAACAAAUCAAUCAAAACAUUCAAUAAGUUCUACUUCAAGUAAUGAAGGUUUAACUUUGUUAAAUUCUACUACUGGAUUGUUGGGAAGCUGCAGUUCAUCGAGAACUCAAUCAAGGUUAUUGACAUCAAAACAAUCAAAAAGUUCUACUUUAAAUAAUGGUACAUUACAUUUGACUAUAGAAUCAUUAGACAAAUCACAGAAUGAUAAAUCUAAGCAUUUAAUAAGCUAUACUUCAAAUAAUGAAGAUUUAACAUUAACAAAUUCUACUACUGGAUCUUCAGGAAGACGUAGUUCGUCUAGAAAUAAAUCAACAUCAUCUGAACAUUCAACCAGCGUCAUUUCAAACCAUGAUAGUUUGACUUCAUUAAAUGCCACUACAGAAAUAUCAGUAGGUGGUAGAUCGUCAAGAAAUCUAUCUAAACAUUCAACAAGUGUUGUUUCAAACAAUGAUAAUUUAACAUUGUUAAAUACCUCUAUGGAAUCAUUAAAAAGUAAUGAAUCUCAGAAAACACAAUCGAAACGUUCAAUAAGUUCUGAUUCGUAUGAUGAAAGUUUAAAAUUGACAAACUCUACUAUUGGAUCUUCAGGAAGACGUAGUUCAUCUAGAAAUAAAUCAACAUCAUCUGAACAUUCAACAAGCGAUAUUUCAAACCAUGACAGUUUAACUUCAUUAAAUGCCACUACAGAAAUAUCAGUAGGUGGUAGAUCGUCGAGAAAUCGAUCUAAACAUUCAACAAGUGUUGUUUCAAACAAUGACAAUUUAACAUUGUUAAAUACCUCUAUAGAAUCGUUAAAAAGUAAUGAAUCUCAGAAAACACUAUCUAAGCGUUCAAUAAGUCCUGAUUCAUGUAAUGAAAGUUUAAAAUCAACAAAUUCUACUGCUGGAUCUUCAGGAAGACAUAGUUCAUCUAGAAAUAAAUCAUCAUCAACAUCAUCUAAGCAUUCAACAAGUGCUAUUUCAAAAAAUGACAGUGUAACGUCUUUAAAUGGCAGUAAUGAAAUAUCAGUGAGUAGUAGAUCGCUGAGAAAUCGAUCUAAAAAUUCAACUAGUGUUAUUUCCAACAAUGAUAAUUUAACAUUGUUGAAUACCACUAUGGAAUCAUUAAAAAGUAAUGAAUCUCAGAAAACACAAUCAAAGCGUUCUAUAAGUCCUACUUCAUAUAAUGAAAGUUUAAAAUCAACAAAUUCUAUUACUGGAUCUUCAGGCAGACGUAGUUCAUCUAGAAAUAAAUCAACAUCAUCUGAACAUUCAACAAGUGAUAUUUCAAACCAUGACAGUUUAACUUCAUUAAAUGCCACUACAGAAAUAUCAGUAGGUGGUAGAUCGUCGAGAAAUAAAUCUAAACAUUCAACAAGUGUUGUUUCAAACAAUGAUAAUUUAACAUUGUUAUAUACCACUAUGGAAUCAUUUAAUAGUAAUGAAUCUCAGAAAACACAAUCAAAGCGUUCUAUAAGUCCUACUUCAUAUAAUGAAAGUUUAAAAUCAACCAAUUCUACUACUGGAUCAUCAGGAAGACGUAGUUCGUCUAGAAAUAAAUCAUCAUCAACAUCAUCUAAGCAUUCAACAAGUGCUAUUUCAAAAAAUGACAGUGUAACGUCUUUAAAUGGCAGUAAAGAAAUAUCAGUGGGUGGUAGGUCUUUGAGAAAUAAAUCUAAACACUCAACAAGUGUUAUUUCUAACCCUGAAAAUUUACCAUUGUUAAACGCCGCCACUAUGGGAUCAUUAGAAAGUAAUGAAUCUCUGAAAACACAAUCAAAGCGUUCUAUAAGUCCUACUUCAUAUAAUGAAAGUUUAAAACCAACAAAUUCUACUACUGGAUCUCAAGGAAGACGUACUUUGUCUAGAAAUAAAUUGUCAUCAACAUCAUCUAAGCAUUCAACAAGUGCUAUUUCAAACAAUGACAGUGUAACGUCUUUAAAUGACAGUAAAGAAAUAUCAGUGGGUGGUAGGUCUUUGAGAAAUCAAUCUAAACAUUCAAAAAGUGUUAUUUUAAACAAUGAUAAUUUAACAUUUUUAAAUACCACUAUGGAAUCAUUAAAAACUAAAGGAUCUCAGAAAAGGCAGUCAAAGCGUUCUAUAAGUCCAACUUCAGAUAAUGAAAGUUUGAAAUCAACAAAUUCUACUACUGUAUUUUCAGGAGGACGUAGUUCAUCUAGAAAUAAAUCAUCAUUAUUGACAUCUAAACAUUCAACAAGUGUUAUUUCAAACAGUGACAGUCUAACAUCGUUAAAUGCCACUACAGAAAUUUCAGUAGGUAGUAAGUUGUCAAAAAAUCAAUCUCAACAUUCAACAAGUGUUAUUUCUAACCAUGACAGUUUACCAUUGUUCAGCGCCGCCACCAUGGGAUUAUUAGAAAGUAAUGAAUCUCCAAAAACUCAAUCAACAAGUCCUACUUCAAAUAUUGAAAAUUUAACAACUUUGAAUACCACUACUGAAUCAUUUAAACAAAAUGUAUUUUCAAUAAAUGAAUCAAUUUCAAAACAUUCUUCAUUAAUUAACGGCGGAAAAACAUCCAUUAAUGCAUUAAUACUUGGAGAUGUUAUAAAUAAUGUUAGUAGAAUGUCUACUCGAUCAUCAAAACGAAAAAGCAAUUGUUCGGGUAAUGUGGAACCUAUAACUUCAAUUAUUAUUGAUGGAUUAUCUAAUAGUGAUGGUUUAACAAUUAAAAAUACUACUACUGGACCUUUGGAACAAAAGACAUUGUCAAUAAAUCAAUUAAAUUCUUCACCAAAUAUUUCUAAAAAAACGUCCACCAAUGGAUUGAUACUAGAAGAUGAUACAAAUAAUAUUAGUAAAAUGUAUGCUUCAUCGUCCAAACAAAAAAACAAAUCUUAUGAUGAUAUCGAACAAAUAAUGCCAAAUAUUACUGAUUUCCUAUUGGUAGAAAAUAGACCAUCUAAAACUAGAGUACUGAGAUCUUCUCUGCAUAUUAAUAAAAAUAAAUCUUUACCAACUAAAUCAUUGACGUCAGAAAAUGAUGUGAAUAAUUUAUCUAUUGGUUCUACUAGAACUUCAAAACACAUGGCUAAUUUUAAUAAUGAAACUUUUGAUAAUAAUUCUGAUAAUUCAUUAUUUUGGACAACAUUACCUGAUGAAUCCACAAACAUAUCAAAUAUCCAGAAUGUAAAUAUGAAUACAUUUCAAACGCCUAAGAGAAAUAAAUUAUCUAUUGCAGAAAAUAUAGUUAAUACAAUUAAAAUCAUGUCAACAAAUAAACAAAAAUCAACUCAUCCAGGCGCUUUUGAACUUGAUGAUCAUAAUGAUGGACCAUUAACAAGAUCAUUAGUAACACGUUCACGUUCAUUUAAUCGCAGUCCUUCAAUUCUAACUGCAGUGUUUGGUGGACAAAAAACCUCAGAGUCAACGUCAUUGUCCACACCCUCUGAAAUUAUAUUUGAUCAAUCACAAGUUGAAGAAAAUGUAAAACAAAAGUUUAAGUCUCUGUAUAAGAAAGAAUCAUGGAUUACUAAACGUCUUUACAAAUUUUUAAUUAUUAAGCUGCAACCAAAUUAUAAUAUAUAUUCGGUGAAGUAUGCAGAAAAGUUUGUCAAAUAUUUAGCACAGUUAUUAAAGCAAAUUCUUAAAGAUCAAGUAAAUUUGCAGUUGUGCACAGAUAUGUUGAGAUACCACAUGGCGAGAUAUCACAUCAUCAAAGAUACAUUUGAUUACUUAGGAUUUUUGUGUGAUUACAUUCCAAUGGAAUAUUAUAAAAAGUUAGUUCCUGGGUGGAACCUUGAGACAUCAGCAGUAAAAUUUGAUCCACAAAAAUAUUAUAUUCCUCUCAUGGAUGAUGAAGAAUUUUUACAUUAUAUUAUGGAACACCUUAAUGAAGCUUAA
Macrosiphum euphorbiae (potato aphid) is the source of this 6315-nucleotide messenger RNA. Lineage: Eukaryota; Metazoa; Arthropoda; Insecta; Hemiptera; Aphididae. The record is from the annotation of a GenBank genome assembly.